CUUGGAGCGGGAGGCGGGAGAGAGUCGUCCGUCAGGGUCGUCGUCGGUCGGUGGGGCCCCGGGGGCUUGCGGCGUCGCCAUGGGCUUCCUGCGGCUGAUCGAGAUCGAGAACUUCAAGUCGUACAAGGGCCGCCAGAUCAUCGGGCCCUUCAAGAAGUUCACGGCCAUCAUCGGCCCCAACGGCUCGGGAAAGUCGAACCUCAUGGACGCCAUCAGCUUUGUGCUGGCGGAGAAGACGAGCAACCUGCGGGUGAAGACGCUGAAAGACCUCAUCCACGGCGCGCCGGUGGGCAAGCCGGCUGCCAACCGGGCCCUGGUCAGCAUGGUGUACUCUGAAGACAGUGGGGAAGACAAAGUGUUCACCAGGGUUAUUGUGGGUGCCUCCUCCGAGUACAAGAUCAACAACAAGGUGGUGCCGUUGCAGGAGUACAGCGAACAGUUGGAGAAGCUGGGCAUCCUCAUCAAAGCCCGAAACUUCUUGGUUUUCCAGGGCGCGGUGGAGUCGAUCGCCAUGAAGAACCCCAAAGAGCGCACGGCGCUCUUUGAGGAGAUCAGCCGUUCGGGUGAGCUGGCCAGUGAGUACGACAAGCGGAAGAAGGAGAUGGUGAAGGCGGGAGACACCCAGUUCAACUACCACCGCAAGAAGAACAUCGCGGCAGAGCGCAAGGAGGCCAAGCAGGAGAAGGAGGAGGCCGAGCGAUACCAGCGGCUGAAGGAUGAGCUGGUGCGGGCACAGGUCCAGCUGCAGCUCUUCAAGCUCUUCCACAAUGAGUCGGAGAUCGAGCGGCUGAGCAAGGACCUGGCCUCGCGCAACAAGGAGAUCGAGAAGGACAAGAAACGCAUGGACAAGGUGGAGGAAGAGCUGAAGGUGCAGAAGAAGGAAGUGGGCAAGCUGAUGCGGGAGCAGCAGCAGAUCGAGAAGGAAAUCAAGGAGAAGGAUGCGGAGUUAAACCAGAAGCGGCCUCAGUACAUCAAGGCCAAGGAGAACACGUCACACAAGAUCAAGAAGCUGGAGUCCGCCAAGAAGUCGCUGCAGAACGCGCAGAAGCAGUACAAGAAGCGUAAGGCGGACAUGGACGAGCUCGAGCAGGAGAUGCUGUCGGUGGAGAAAGGGCGGCAGGAGUUCGAGGAGCGAAUGGAGGAGGAGAGCCAGAGCCAAGGUCGGGAUCUGCAGCUAGAGGAGAACCAGGUGAAGAAGUACCAUCGGCUGAAGGAAGAAGCCAGCAAGCGGGCAGCCACCCUGGCUCAAGAGCUGGAGAAAUUCAACCGAGAUCAGAAGGCCGAUCAGGAUCGCCUGGACUUGGAGGAGAGGAAGAAAGUGGAAACGGAGUCAAAAAUAAAACAGAAGCUCAGAGAAAUUGAGGAGAAUCAGAAGAGGAUCGACAAGCUGGAAGAUUACAUCAACACCAGCAAGCAAUCGCUGGAGGAGCAGCAGACGCAGGAGACCAAGCUGACCGAGGAAGUGGAGGAGGCCAAGCGCCGCAUCGACGAGAUUAACAUGGAGCUGAACCAGGUGAUGGAGCAGUUGGGCGACGCUCGCAUUGACCGGCAGGAGAGCAGCCGUCAGCAGCGCAAGGCCGAGAUCAUGGAGAGCAUCAAACGCCUAUAUCCGGGCUCGGUGUUCGGCCGGCUGAUCGACCUGUGCCAGCCCACACAGAAGAAAUACCAGAUCGCCGUCACCAAGGUGCUGGGGAAGAACAUGGACGCCAUCAUCGUGGACACUGAGAAGACCGGCAGGGACUGCAUCCAGUACAUCAAGGAGCAGCGUGGGGAACCGGAGACCUUCCUGCCCCUCGAUUACCUGGAGGUCAAGCCCACUGACGAGAAGCUUCGAGAGCUGAGGGGUGCCAAGCUGGUGAUCGACGUCAUCCGCUACGAGCCACCGCACAUCAAGAAGGCACUGCAGUACGCCUGCGGGAACGCACUGGUGUGCGACAACGUGGAGGACGCCAGACGGAUUGCCUUUGGAGGCCCACAGAGACACAAGACUGUAGCUCUGGAUGGGACCCUCUUCCAGAAGUCAGGGGUGAUUUCGGGAGGAGCGAGCGACCUCAAAGCGAAAGCCCGGCGCUGGGACGAGAAAGCAGUCGAGAAACUGAAGAGCAAGAAGGAGAAGCUGACGGAGGAGCUGAAGGAGCAAAUGAAGAUCAAGCGGAAGGAGGCUGAGCUGCGGCAAGUGCAGUCACAGGCUCACGGGCUGCAGAUGCGCCUCAAGUAUUCUCAGAGCGAUCUGGACCAGACCAAGACACGGCACCUCGCCCUCAACAUGCAGGAGAAGUCCAAGCUAGAGAGCGAGCUGGCCAACUUUGGACCAAAGAUCAACGACAUCAAACGUACCAUCCAGGCUCGGGACCGAGAGAUGAAGGAGCUGAAGGAGAAGAUGAACCAGGUGGAGGACGAGGUGUUUGAGGAGUUCUGUCGCGAGAUCGGGGUGAGGAACAUCAGAGAGUUUGAAGAAGAGAAGGUGAAGAGGCAGAAUGAGAUAGCGAAGAAAAGGCUGGAGUUUGAGAACCAGAAGACAAGGCUGGGCAUCCAGCUGGACUACGAGCGACAGCAACUUAAAGAGGAUCAGGACAAGGUGCACAUGUGGGAACAGACUGUGAAGAAGGAUGAGAACGAGAUCGAAAAGCUGAAAAAGGAAGAGCACAGGCACAUGAAGAUCAUCGACGAGACCAUGGCCCAACUGCAGGACCUGAAGAACCAGCACCUCACCAAGAAGUCGGAGGUCAGCGACAAGAACCACGAAAUGGACGACAUUCGCAAGAAGCUCGGAGGAGCCAACAAGGAAAUGACCCACCUGCAGAAGGAGGUGACUGCCAUCGAGACCAAGCUGGAGCAGAAACGCAGCGACCGCCACAACCUGCUGCAGAGCUGCAAGAUGCAGGACAUCAAGCUGCCCCUGAAGCAGGGGAGCAUGGACGACAUCAGUCAGGAGGAGGACGGCUUGCAGUCCGAGGACACAGGCAACAGUUCCCAGAGGACCUCGAACGUCUGCGCGCGGGAGGCACUGAUCGAGAUCGACUACAGUGAGCUGUGUGACGACCUAAAGGACGCGCUGUCGGACGAUGAGGUCAAGAUCGAGAUGAACAGCCUACAGCAGAAGGUGACGGAGCACCAGAACAUCCUGCAGCGGAUUGCGGCGCCCAACAUGAAGGCCAUGGAAAAGCUGGACAGCGUGCGGGACAAGUUCCAGGAAACCUCGGAAGAGUUCGAGGCCGCACGGAAGCGGGCAAAGAAAGCCAAGCAGGCCUUCGAGCAGAUCAAGAAGGAGCGGUUCGACCGUUUCAACGCCUGCUUCGAGGCCGUGGCCACCAACAUCGACGAGAUCUACAAGGCUCUCUCCCGCAACAGUAGCGCCCAGGCCUUCCUGGGCCCAGAGAAUCCUGAAGAGCCCUACCUGGAUGGGAUCAACUACAACUGUGUGGCUCCAGGGAAGAGGUUCAGGCCCAUGGAUAACCUAUCAGGAGGGGAGAAGACGGUCGCAGCCCUGGCUCUGUUGUUUGCUAUCCACAGCUACAAGCCCGCCCCGUUCUUUGUCCUGGACGAGAUCGACGCUGCCCUCGAUAACACAAACAUCGGGAAGGUCGCCAACUACAUCAAGGAGCAGUCCGUGUCCAACUUCCAGGCGGUGGUCAUCUCCCUGAAGGAGGAGUUCUACACCAAGGCCGAUGCUCUAAUAGGAGUCUACCCUGAGCAAGGAGAUUGCGUCAUCAGCAAAGUGCUGACCUUCGACCUGACUGGGUUCCCGGAAGCUGGCCCGUCGCCUAAUGAGUAACCGGAGGGUGGGGGGGAGCGCCUGUGUAUCUCCAUACGCCUGACUGUGUGCGUGUGUGUGUGCGCAGUCUCCUGUGUGCCUGGCUGUGUGUGUGUGUGUGUGUAUGCGCGCGCCGGUGACCGACCGUCGCCCUCUCUGGGGAUGGACGGGAGGUAUCCCACUUUCCUUUUGUACCUUCUUCCUUCUCCCUGUCACGUGGGGUGGGGAGGGGGUUCUGCGUCCAAGGAGGGGGUGCAGAAGGACACGGGAGUGAUCUGGAGCUCUCUCCCCCACCAUCCCGCCAAUUAGAGAAGGCAUUUUUUCUCCCCCCCUCCCCCCCCCCCCCCCCCCCCACGUCAAAUGACAAGCAACAGACUGGCUGAGCAGGGGCAUUGAAGAUCUCCUAUUGCCCUCCAGUGAUGUUACCAGGAGGCAGGGUUGUGAGGUCACUGUCCCAUUUGAUGCAGCUCCUUCACAACGCCGGUGAGCUCCUGAUUCACCCAUGGCACCUGGACCUGGCUUCUCGGGGGAAGACAAUGCUGUCCAAAUGGAGAGCUCCCGGGGCUCUUUCUCCACCUUGUGGGCGUCCUUCCUUUGGCCCCUGCAAGUGAGUUUGGCUGACGUCGGCGAGAAGCUCCGGUGGGAGAUUGAGGAAGCCCAGGGAGUCUUCUGGACCGCCAGCCGAAAAGAAGCUAGAAUCCGAAGCAAAAACUAGACUGGAAGAACUCAGCGAGUCAAGCGGCAUCCGUGGAGGCAGAGGGGUAGUUGAUGUUUCCGGUUGGGACCCUGCAUCUGUUUUCUUCUGCACGGGGGACGAACUGGAACCUGUGGUGAAACCGUUCCCCUGUCUGGUAUAUCCCCUCCCCGGCUUAAGGACACUUUGAGCCCUGACUCGGCACUGUAGCUCGGAUGGCACCGUGCUCUCCGGACCCCAGCAGCCGAAGCUUCAUCCCACUUGUUGGGAUGGUGUGGGAGAGAGGGAGGGAUCGGGCAGAGAUUGCCAUCGUGCUGCUGUUCCUGCCAGCGCUUGGCCCGGAAACCCAUGGGGCUCGCAUUACCCGUUUCCCCAACCCCAAGCCUUCUCGUGAGGAGGGGCUGCAGAGCUGUGCGGCACCUUGGCUGGAAAACACACACCUCCCCCCCACCCCCCUGUAAUAUAUAAACCGCUCACGGGAGACGACCAAGUUCUUAAAUUAAGAUAUUUGAUCGGUGAUGUGUUAGAUUCAAGGCCUCGCCGUCUUGAAUAGACAUGACGUCCUCUUGCUUGCUUGUGAUAGGAUGCCAGUGAGAAAUAGCUCUUAGAAGUAUAACAGGCAUAAUAUCUACUGUUUUUAGUGUCAGGAAACUUGUUAUUUUAGUAGACAGAAUCAUGUUAAAUCUUUCUGCAGCUUUAUGCUAAAAUCGUGUGUGUCAUGAAAAUUUCCCCCUAAUAAAAAUCUUUUAUUGACUUUA
Pristis pectinata (smalltooth sawfish) is the source of this 5206-nucleotide messenger RNA. Its product is annotated as structural maintenance of chromosomes protein 1A-like. NCBI's taxonomy places the organism in Eukaryota, Metazoa, Chordata, Chondrichthyes, Rhinopristiformes, Pristidae. The record is from RefSeq and is a predicted model, not a curated record. Gene Ontology annotation, cellular component: cohesin complex; nucleus; chromosome. Gene Ontology annotation, molecular function: ATP hydrolysis activity; DNA binding; ATP binding. Gene Ontology annotation, biological process: sister chromatid cohesion.